CAACAACCAACAACCUCAGCAUUUACUCGCAGUUAUCCUCUCCAACUCCUCACCAUUACCAAUAUCAAACCACCUACCUCCAACCUUCCACCAACCCACCAACCCAUCAACAACCACACCCAAACCGAAUCCACACCCUCAAACCAAAAUGCCCCAACCAACACCACCACCCCCGACGAAACCGCAAGAAACCCUGACCUUCACCAAAAAGAACCAAAACAUGACCAAACUUCCAAAAUACGCAAAAAUCACCAAACGGCCGAUCCCGCACCCAACCCCCUCAACACCCUACACCGGCUCCAGUGUCCCAAAAACCAUCUACGUCUCGACGACCACCCCGAAAAUGAGCGUCGUGACGCGCGUCCGCAAGCUGCUGCGGCAGGCCGAGAAGCGCGCCACCAGUGGCUUACAUUCCACCAAAGGGCGAGGCGGUAAAACGCAAGCGGAGCGGGUGGCGCAGGUGCAGGAGGCGCUGCGGCGGGAGGAGGUGCAUGUCAAGGCGACGGGGCGGGCGAUUGCGAAGGCCGUGGCGGUUGGGGAGUAUCUGCGGGAUGCGGCGGGGGGUGCCGAGUUUCGGGUUACGGUGACGACGGGGAGUGUGUUGGUUGUGGAUGAUGUGGAGGUUGAUGUUGAC
Molecule: messenger RNA, 634 nt
Organism: Aspergillus uvarum CBS 121591
Lineage: Eukaryota; Fungi; Ascomycota; Eurotiomycetes; Eurotiales; Aspergillaceae
Product: ribonuclease P subunit p20 family protein
Exons: 2
Biological process (GO): tRNA 5'-leader removal; intronic box C/D snoRNA processing; nuclear-transcribed mRNA catabolic process, RNase MRP-dependent
Cellular component (GO): nucleolar ribonuclease P complex; ribonuclease MRP complex
Molecular function (GO): RNA binding
Source: RefSeq, a predicted model, not a curated record